Messenger RNA from Dentiscutata heterogama, 2187 nucleotides. Lineage: Eukaryota; Fungi; Glomeromycota; Glomeromycetes; Diversisporales; Gigasporaceae. The record is from the annotation of a GenBank genome assembly.
GUCGGCUCUUAUCAUUAUGUUUCUGGUGUCGACGCUUCUUCUUCAGCUACCUUGGCAGCAUACCUCAAUUCACUAACUUACGCAUUGGAAGAAACCCAUGCAUGGUUUUCCAAAUCCUCCGCUUGGAGAAUUCGUUCGGGGUUUGAUUAUUCCAGUUGCUUUAACGCCUUUUCGCGAGUGGACGUGCGCGUUGAAGUUAAGAUUCCUGGUGGUGUCGAAAGCUAUAUCGUAGAUGCGCGUGGUGAAAAACAUGAAGCUACACCGGAGAUGUGGCAAGAAACCUACAUUUCUGCACUUCUACGCGCUAUACUUUAUUCAGAUGAUGCCAAUUAUAGGCUUGCUGGAUUUCGCAAAUUAGACCCUAUCCCAAAUAUAGAAGCAGAAGCCCAUUUCUUAGAGGCUGCUGAAGCUCUUUUUUUUAAAGGUUGGCAGCUUGGGUCAGAACCAGAAAUUCAAGUUGCAACUGUUGUCAGUAAUCAUUUGACUAGUGGCAUUAUGAAAUAUUUUAGUGAAAAUUUUAGAUAUGAACGUGCGUGUUUUCUCAACAUAAAUACACUGUACUUAAAAGAUCCUGAAGUCGCUUCGUUACUUGCACAAUCGUAUAUAGGGAUGGAUGAGGAAAUAAAGGCGGUUAAUAUUUUAUACGAAGCCCUAAAACAGAAUCAAAUGAGCUAUGCACUUCUACAUAUUCAAACAGAUUUUUUAUUGUCCAAGGGAAAAAAGUCUUUUGCUCUUAAACUUGCUAAACAAGCAGUAAAUUGUGCACCAUCUGAAUUUGUCACUUGGGCCAAACUUACUGAGGUGUACAUUGAUCUUGAAGAUUAUGAAUCUGCAUUGUUGACUCUGAAUUCUUGCCCAAUGUUUACAUAUAACGAUAGAGACAUGCAUAGAAUGCCAACCCCAGCAAAGACUCAUCUUCCGAUUAAACAAGAGAUUGCAAAUGUUGGACUUUUGGACGAUGACAAUGGACGUGACACCGAGGCUGAUGUCGGUCUUCUGCGCCUUCCGGCACCAUCACUUCGAGGUACCUUUGCUAAAGCAUAUUCAUUGUUAACACGGCUGGUUGCCAAAAUUGGAUGGGAUGAAUUAUUAAAAUGUCGAUCCUCUGUCUUCGUAAUGGAGGAGGAAUAUCGUAUGCAAAAAGCUGCUGAGGAAGAACGAAGAAAUCAAAAAUUGGCUAACAUUAAGCCGCACGAAAAAGAAGAUAAUAAAGAGCCAGAUGUCAUAAAAGUUAAGACAAAUGGUGUAAAUGAUUCAUCUCAAUCUAUUCCGACGAUUACAGUAUCAGGUGAUUCCGAUAGCAAUAAGGAAAAUAAUGUUUCAUCAGGUUCACAAGAAAAUAAAACUACUUUAGAAACAGUUGAUGAAAAUCCUGAGCAGAAUUUAGAAGAGACAAAUAAUCAUGAUGACAAUGAAGACCAAGAACAAAAAAAAAAUAUUAAUCAUAAUGCUCCUGUUGAUGAACAAUCAGUUGAUUCUUUAGAAGAAGUUAAUCUGAAUGACGAAAAAUCUGGAGCGGAUGAGACUUCUACUCCAGUAAUAGAAUUCAAGGGUCCUGAACUGGAAAAACCAACACAAGCUGCUAAUGAAGGUAAAAGUGAAGGCCAAAGUCCAAAUAAUGAUGAACAAAGCAAGGAUACUGCAUUAAGAAAAGAUUAUGCGUUCUCGUUCAAUAACAAAAGGCUCUGCGAAAGGUGGCUUGAUAACCUUUUCAUGGUCUUGUACGAGGAUUUGAGGGUUUACACGGUUUGGCGCUCAGAAGUUGCACAUUACAAAGCUCAUCAGAUGUCUUAUCGCAAAACUGGUACCGAAUGGGAAAUUUUGGGAGAUUUAGCAGCAAGACUACACCACAAGGAUGAUGCCAAGGAGGCCUAUACACGUUGUCUUGAUAAUAAAUUUUCGGCUAAAGCCUGGCUAAGACUGCUAGAAAUUUAUGCAGAGGAAGGAGAUGUACAACAUGCUUUAACCGCUGUAGUAAAGUUGUCCGUGUACCAUGAACGAUGGUAUCAUGAAAUAAUUUAUCCAACCGCUGUCGCACAUAAUCUCAACAAAUUGAUUCGAAGCGAGGGGCUAUCUAAAAUACAUUACAACCUUAUCUCCAUGAAUUUAUCACCACCUGUAGCUAAGUUGAUUACGAGAUACCUUAUUUUUGCCGAAACCUUUAAAAUUCCCGGAUCAGAUUUCUAA